AUGGGUCGCGUCCGCACCAAGACUGUCAAGAGGUCCGCUAAGGUCAUCAUUGAGCGCUACUACCCCAGGCUCACUCUCGACUUCGAGACCAACAAGCGCAUCUGCGAUGAGAUCGCCAUCAUUGCCUCCAAGCGCCUCCGCAACAAGAUUGCCGGCUACACCACCCACCUGAUGCGCCGUAUCCAGGCCGGUCCUGUCCGCGGUAUCUCCUUCAAGCUCCAGGAGGAGGAGCGUGAGCGCAAGGACCAGUACGUCCCUGAGAUCUCCGCUCUCGACUUCGCCCAGCUCUCCGAUGAGGGCCGCCUGGACGUCGACUUCGAGACCCGUGACCUGCUCAAGCACCUCGGCUUCGACAACAUUGCCAUCAACCCCCAGCCUAUCACCCAGAACCAGGCUCCCGAGCGUGGUGGUCGUCGCUUCGCCCCCCGCUAA
Molecule: messenger RNA, 432 nt
Organism: Geosmithia morbida
Lineage: Eukaryota; Fungi; Ascomycota; Sordariomycetes; Hypocreales; Bionectriaceae
Product: small subunit ribosomal protein S17e
Exons: 3
Coding region: 1-432 (143 amino acids)
Biological process (GO): translation
Cellular component (GO): ribosome
Molecular function (GO): structural constituent of ribosome
Source: RefSeq, a predicted model, not a curated record